Molecule: messenger RNA, 2817 nt
Organism: Cladocopium goreaui
Lineage: Eukaryota; Dinophyceae; Suessiales; Symbiodiniaceae
Source: the annotation of a GenBank genome assembly
AUGACUGCGCUGGACUGGACCUUGGUCGUUCUGCUCAACGGAUCGAUCAUCGUCUACGCGCUCUUCAGGGCCAAAGAGACCCAUACCAGCAGCGACUGGUUCCUCGCCGGGCGAACGCUACCCUGGUGGAUUAUUGGGCUCUCGCUCUACGCCACCGCGAUUGAUUCCACCGACAUGGUCGUCGAUUCCGGCGGCGCUUACCAGUUCGGCGUGAGCAUGUUCAUCGUCAGUUGGGUCGGCAUUGUCAUUGGCUGGCUGCUCAUGGCCUACGUCAUUGGGCUGCCCAUGUAUCGCGCGGGCAUGUACACCAAUGCCGAAUAUCUCGAAGCCCGUUUUGGUCCGGCCGCCCGCAUCAUCAGUGUCCUGGUGCAGGUUCAGUUCCGCACCAUGGUCCUGGGCAUGAUCGGGCAGUCGUUCUACCUCACCCUCGUCAUCGUAUUGGGGAUGAGCGAUACGGCAGCUUGGAGCACGGUCGUUGCCAUCGCGCUGUUGGCCACCAUCUACACCAUGGCUGGGGGGCUAAAAGCCGUGGCCGUAACCGACGCCAUGCAGUCGGCCGUAAUGGUAGUGGCCAGCGUUGCAAUGUUCAUGAUCGUCUUCAACCAUGUCGGCGGUUGGACCGGCAUUCAGAACAAACUCACACAACAUGGCGACGCAGAAUCAAUCGCCGCAUUGUUGCACGUGGGAACCGAUCGCGUCGCCCAUACCCCGACCGCCGAAAUGACGGCCCUCGAGAUUGAGAAUCUCCUCCUGCUUGGUGGGGAACACAACGAAACCACCUCCGCAAUAUCCGUGCGCACACCCAUCUGGCUCGUGUGUCUGAGUUUGACCAUCACCGGUGUGGCGUACUCCGUGGUGAACCACACCCAGUCGAUGCGGAUGUUCGGGGCCCGGAGCGAAUGGGACUUCAAGCUCUCAGUUGUUCUCGCCUCCGCCGUACUGAUCGGCGGCACCUUCUUGAACCUGAUGCAGGGAAUCAUGGGCCGGGCGCUCUACCCCACGGCCGACCUGUUGCCCGUGGCCGCAUCGCUGCAAACCGUCGACGCGAUCUUUCCCGUACUACUGCGUGACCUUGUGGUACCGGGACUGAAGGGAAUCGUCGUCGCAGGCAUCAUGGCCGCCUCAUUUUCGACGUACGAUUCGAUCGGCUCCACGAUCUCGGCCCUGCUCACACGCGAUGUCUACGGCCGGCUCUUGGUCACCAACCGUGACGAUCAGCACUAUCUGUUCGUUGGGCGUUGGCUUACGCCGAUCAUCAUCUUUGGUUCGUUCCUGUAUCUGCCGUGGCUCGACGGGGGGAUGUUCAACUUCUACCUGCAAAUGGUCGGGGCGAUCGUCUCACCACUCUUGACCGUAUACCUCAUGGGCGCGACCACCCGCGUGCACCGGCGUUCGGGCGCCAUUGGGUUGGCCGUCGGUGUGGUCUACGGCAUUUGGUGGCUCGCCGCGCAGCGGGCAGCAGCCGACGGUAUUCAACUUCUACCCACGGCAUUGAUGAACCCCAUGGCGACCGCGCCGGUCAGCAUGUUGCUCACCGCGACCGCCAUGUUGAUCUUCUCGCUAGUGGCCGGAUGGACACCUCGUGGUGAACUCAUGCACGAAGAGCCCGAAGGCUGGUUGCGGACCACGCAACACGAGGUGGUCGUUCGUGGUGAAUCGUCCCUUUCGCGAACCUCGAACUUAGUUCCCAUGGUCCAGAAGGACGCCACCUCCUCGGCCCAAGACGACAUCGUCGUGCUCAUCCAUACCGACGAAGGAAUCACCGGCAUCGGCGAGACCGAUGUGAACCCCUGGAUCGCUCGAGCCUGCAUCGAAGCUCCAGGCACACACACCAUGGGGCAGGGGCUCAAAGAGAUGCUGCUGGGAGAAAACCCACUGGAUAUCGAGCGGUUGUGGGAGAAGCUCUACGUCGGCAGUGCCAUGAACGGUCGUCGCGGGGCACUCAUCUGCGCAAUGGGCGCUCUCGACAUGGCUUUGUGGGACAUCCGCGGCAAGGCCGAAGGCAAGCCAUGCUGGCAGUUAUUGGGCGACGCGGCCGGAGAUCACAUCACUCCCUACGCCUCCUUGCAGCCGUCGGGUACCAGUUUCGAGCAGUACAAACAGUCGCUGGUCGAUUGGGCCUGCCGCGCCAAGGAAUACGGCUUCAAGGCCGGCAAGAUGGAAGUCACUUUCGGCGGCCCUUACAAGCACAACGGCCUCAGCGCCCCGGAUGAGAAGGUGACCGAAGUGGUUGCCGCCUGUCGUGCGGCCGUCGGGCCCGAUUUCGACAUCAUGGUCGACGUGCAAUACACCUGGUCCGAUGCAGAACGGGCCCUGCGAACGCUUCGCGACUGGAAAGACCUGAACAUCUUCUUCGUUGAAACUCCCUUGGCGAUCGACAACCUUGAAGGUUACGCCCGGUUGCACGAAGAAGCCCCCAUGCCCAUUGCCGCAGGCGAGUGGCAGAACACCCGCUUCGAGUUCGCCGAAUUGAUGGAUGUAGGCAAAAUCGACAUCGCUCAGCCGGAUGUGGGCCGGGUGGGGGGGCUCACCGAAGCUCGACGCGUCUGUGAUAUGGCCGCCGAGCGAGGGCUGCGAAUCGUGCCGCAUUGCUGGAAAACUGGCAUCGGAAUCGCAGCCACCGCGCAUCUCGCCGCUGUAACACCGCAUUGCCCUUACAUCGAAUUCCAACCCGCUUCGCUAUGCGAGUCGGUAUUGCGUAAGGAGUUGGUGGUCGACGAGUUAGAGAUCCGCGAAGGUGUGGUGCCACUUCCGCAAAAACCGGGACUGGGGAUCGAACUGAACGACGAGGCCAUUCUCAAAUACAGCGUCGAUUGA